CCUUUAUGAACACUAUGCUACCUAGUCAGCUGCGGAGACAUCACCAUCCCUUUCACCUGCCGAACCUUUGCUGCCCCUCGACUGGGAAUCUUGCGUCGAACUUCCUCCCGCUUUUGCCCUCUCGCUUUUCUGGAGGGCUCGCAGGUGUGGUUGAAACGGAUCUGGGUACUACGGAGGAUGAAAGGACCCCGGGAUCGAUGGGCGUAAUACGAAAGAAGACCGCCUCGCGCGGCACGGAAGCUGGGACCAAAUAUCACUGUGAUAUCUGCUCUGUGGACGUGACUUCGACUGUUCGCGUGUCUUGCGCACACCCCUCCUGCCAUGAAUACGAUCUCUGCGUUCCCUGCUUCGCCGCCGGCGAAAAGUCGAAGAAUCAUGACCCAUCAACGCAUCCGUAUCAGGUUAUUGAACAGAAUUCGGUCCCGAUAUUUGAAGAGGAUUGGGGUGCCGACGAAGAGCUCUUGUUGCUCGAGGGGGCCGAGAUCUAUGGGUUGGGCUCUUGGGCUGAUAUCGCGGAUCAUAUUGGUGGCUAUCGAACCAAGGAGGAGGUGCGCGACCACUAUAUUAGCGCCUACAUUGGCAACCCGAACUUCCCUCUGCCGGAACGCGCCGAUCCAGACAACACGCGUCUUUCCGACUCCAUCUCAAAGGAGGAGUUCCAGUCGAGAAAGAAGCGGCGCAUCGAGGAGCGCAAAGAGGCAGCCAAGGCGGCACCACCAACUACACCCAAACAGAAACCCACAGCCAGUGUGCCAGCCUGCCACGAAGUUCAGGGCUACAUGCCGGGACGAUUGGAGUUCGAGACGGAAUUCAUGAACGAUGCCGAAGAGGCGGUGCAACAUAUGACUUUUGAACCGGGUGCGGGUGAGACAAUCAAUGGCGAAACGGACGCAGAGAUGGAACUGAAGAUGACGGUCGUCGAUAUCUACAACUCGCGGCUUACCGCACGAAUGGAGCGCAAGAAGGUUCUGUUUGAACACGGGCUUCUUGAAUAUCGCAAGAAUACAGCAUUGGAGAAAAAACGCACCAAAGAGGAGCGGGACCUGCUGAACAAGGCUAAGCCGUUUGCCCGGAUGAUGAACCAUGACGACUUUGAAGAGUUCAGCAAGGGUCUGGAGUACGAGCACAAUCUACGACUGGCCAUCUCCCAACUACAAGAAUGGCGGCAAAUGGGAAUCGGGGAUCUCAAGGGAGGAGAGAAGUACGAGCAGGAAAAGCAGCAGCGCCAACAGCGACUUAUGCCCCAAGGCGCAUUUGACCGGUUCGCCAGCACCCGGCCGAAGCAAAACCAGCAGCCCGAACACCCCACUGCCGCCAGUCAACUAACCACCCCGGAACUCCCAUUGCGACUUCAGAAAGCGGCAGGCGGGGGGGCUAAGGCCCCGGAUCCACCGACCGUCCCCAUGAAUGAUUUCGACCGGGCGUUUGCCGCGACCAACGGCGACGGCGUAGCCACGCCGCAACCCGCGAAAACCAAAUAUGUCAUUCAACCACUGAACGGAGUGAUACCCUGGAAGCUGGAGAAUGAAGGAGCACCGGAUCUCCACCUAUUGACCCAGGAGGAGAUCGAGUUGUGUAAUGUACUCCACCUGCAGCCCAAGCCGUACCUCGUGAUCAAGGAGACCAUGUUGAAGGAGUCGAUGAAGCAAGGUGGGAGCCUGAAAAAGAAGGAUGCGCGAACCUUUUGCAAGAUCGACACGACGAAGGCAAGUCGAAUUUUUGAUUUCAUGGUGCACAGUGGAUGGAUCAACAAGGGGUAGUAGUAGUAGGCUUUCUUUUCUUUUCUUUUCUUAUUAUUCUUAAUUAUUUUUUUUCCCUCCCUAGCGUCUUUUCAGCACGUUCUAUUCAACUGUACAUACACGAUGAGUGACGAAGGGAGUUCGGGGCGUUUGAGAGUCUGUUGGGUUAGAAAUGCAUCACUACUAAACCCACUCGCACGGAGUACAGUUUCAUACUGUAUAACCAGGUAGUUAUUAUCAUGCAUGGAUA
Molecule: messenger RNA, 1989 nt
Organism: Aspergillus ochraceoroseus IBT 24754
Lineage: Eukaryota; Fungi; Ascomycota; Eurotiomycetes; Eurotiales; Aspergillaceae
Gene: adaB
Product: chromatin-binding transcription regulator ADA2
Exons: 3
Coding region: 6-1760 (584 amino acids)
Biological process (GO): chromatin remodeling; regulation of transcription by RNA polymerase II
Cellular component (GO): nucleus; SAGA-type complex
Molecular function (GO): zinc ion binding; protein binding; transcription coactivator activity
Source: RefSeq, a predicted model, not a curated record